AUGACAGAGCCCGAGGCUGGUGGCGCGCCGCCGUCUGCGGCAAAGAAUGCCGUUCUCCAGAAAUCCCAAGAGAUGCCCCCAGAGGCACAGCCGGUUGAGGAGCUCGACUUUGACAAGCUCAAGGGGCCAAUCACCGCCGAGGAUCUAUUCCUCGGUAUGCGCAACAUGGGAUUCCAGGCGUCGUCCAUGGCCGAGGCCAUCCGAAUCAUCAACGACAUGCGUGCGUGGAAAGAUGCCGACUCUGGGGACAAGACGACCAUUUUCUUGGGCUACACAUCCAACUUGAUAUCGUCGGGUCUCCGAGGAGUCCUUCGCUGGCUGGUCCAGCACAACCAUGUGUCCUGCAUCGUCACAACCGCCGGCGGCGUAGAAGAAGACUUGAUCAAGUGCCUCGGCAACACCUACAUGGGCUCUUUCAGCGCCGAGGGGGCUGACCUGCGCCGCAAAGGCCUCAAUCGCAUCGGCAAUCUCGUCGUCCCCAAUGCCAACUACUGCGCCUUUGAAGACUGGGUUGUCCCCAUCCUGGACACGCUGCUGGCGGAGCAGGAGGCCAGCAAGGGCACCGACAACGAGAUCAACUGGACGCCGUCCAAAGUCAUCCAUCGCCUCGGCAAAGAAAUCAACGACGAGCGAUCCGUCUACUACUGGGCAUACAAGAACAACAUUCCCGUCUUCUGCCCGGCCCUGACCGACGGCAGCCUUGGCGACAUGCUGUACUUUCACACCUUCAAGGUCUCGCCGCUGCAGCUAAAGAUUGACCUCGUCGAGGAUAUUCGGAGAAUCAACACCAUCGCCGUGCGGGCAAAGCGGGCUGGCAUGAUUAUUCUCGGCGGAGGCGUCGUCAAGCACCACAUUGCCAACGCCUGCCUCAUGCGCAACGGCGCAGAGUCGGCCGUCUACAUCAACACGGCCCAGGAGUUUGAUGGAAGUGACGCCGGUGCCAGGCCCGACGAGGCAGUGUCGUGGGGUAAGAUUAAGAUUGGCGCAGACAAUGUCAAGGUCUAUCUAGAAGCAACGGCAUGCUUCCCGUUUAUUGUUGCCAACACGUUUGCCAAGGACUUGUAG
Messenger RNA from Hirsutella rhossiliensis, 1065 nucleotides. Its product is annotated as deoxyhypusine synthase domain-containing protein. The transcript has 3 exons. The coding region runs from base 1 to 1065 and encodes 354 amino acids. The record is from RefSeq and is a predicted model, not a curated record. Gene Ontology annotation, molecular function: deoxyhypusine synthase activity. NCBI's taxonomy places the organism in Eukaryota, Fungi, Ascomycota, Sordariomycetes, Hypocreales, Ophiocordycipitaceae. Gene Ontology annotation, cellular component: cytoplasm. Gene Ontology annotation, biological process: peptidyl-hypusine biosynthetic process.